This is a messenger RNA of Xyrauchen texanus (razorback sucker), 1503 nucleotides long. RefSeq lists its product as uncharacterized. The transcript is spliced from 8 exons. Bases 1 to 1503 code for a protein of 500 amino acids. Lineage: Eukaryota; Metazoa; Chordata; Actinopteri; Cypriniformes; Catostomidae. The record is from RefSeq and is a predicted model, not a curated record.
AUGAGCGCGAAAGGAGUCACAGAUAAACGCGCCAAAAAGGUGCGUCAUUUGGAUUCGAAUGAUGCGCCUUCAUUAUCGCAAUCAAUAAUCGAUAAACGUCUAAAUAUUAUACCAGCCGGGCGACAGUUAGAUCGAACCCCUCCACCCAGAAGUGAAAUAACCACAAUAUGCCAGUCAAACACACCAGACGAUACUCCAGGAUCAGAACAAGCCGUCAAAGAUGAGCCAUGUGCCCAGGAAAUUUCUAAACGCGUUUCUUGCAAUGGAUCAAAUGAAGUUCUCGAACACACUAAAGUUAAAGAUGAGAGGAAGUCUAUCAGGAGAUCUAGUUGUACAGUUGCAUCAGCAACACCUGGGAAAACAAACCCAGAAAUGUUCAUCCAGGGAAUGCAGGGUUACAAGUGGACAGAGACGGACCUGGAGUUUGUAUAUCAAAGCAAAUGGAAGAAGCAAGUUCAGCAGCUCCAGCAAGAGAUAAGUGAUGUGCAGAAAUUUCUGAAGAGCACAAAACAAAUGAGGGACAUGGCCCUUGCUGCACAUGAAAAACAACAAACGGAGCUCUCGAAGGUUUCAUCAUGUGAACGCAUACACCAAAUGUCCAGGGAAAUACUUCUUAAAUCCCAGAGCUCUAGUCAGUUGGAAGGGCUUGAUUCUAAAGCUCUUCUCGCAAGACUAAAAGUUACUGAUGUGCAGUGUGCUACAACUGAGGAGAAGACAGAGGUCAGCAAACUCAAGACAAAGAUAGCAAAAGCACAAGAAAUGAGAGAAAAGGAGGAGCAACUCAUGAAGGACAUUGAUAGCUGUAAGGUGAACAUCGACCAGAUCAAGGUUAACAUACAUAUAUUGACAGCAGACAUGUCUGCACUGAAAUCCCAGGUGUUGCAUAAUAAGGGUGCUCCACAGUCAGCUAAACCGCAACAAAGAAUCAGAGGCCGUAAACCACCUGCUGCUGUUUCUGCACCAAAACCCUCCAAACCAACCCAUGUCUCAAAGACCCCAGAAGCCCCCACUGUCCCAACACCGUCCAAACCCACCACUACUCCUAAGCCCCGUACUGCCCCAAAACCGUCAAAGCCCACCACUAAUCCAAAGCCCACAAAAGCUCCUGCUGCCCCAAAACCAUCCAAGCCCACCACUACGCCAGAGCCCCCUAUUGCCCCAAAAACAUCCAAGCCCACUACUACCCCAAAGCCCCCUGCUGCCCCAAAACAUCCAAGCCCACCAUUACCCCAAAGCCCCCAAAAGCCCCUACUGCCCCAAAACCAUCCAAGCCCACUACUACCACAAAGCCCCUCAAAGCCCCCACUGCCUCAAAGCCAUCCAAACCCACCACUAUUACAAAUGCCCCUACUGCCCCAAAACCCUCGAAAUUUCCUACUGCUCCCAAGCCCUCCAAACCCAAGACUGCCCCCAAACCUGUGGAGGGUGAUGGAGAUCUCCGCCGCUCUAAAAGGAUUGCUGCUAAAAAAAACAAGUGAAGAAUCUGCUCAGAAAAUACAGUGA